Penicillium argentinense is the source of this 396-nucleotide messenger RNA. Its product is annotated as succinate dehydrogenase assembly factor 3. The record is from RefSeq and is a predicted model, not a curated record. The coding region runs from base 1 to 396 and encodes 131 amino acids. Gene Ontology annotation, cellular component: mitochondrion; mitochondrial intermembrane space. The transcript is spliced from 3 exons. Gene Ontology annotation, biological process: mitochondrial respiratory chain complex II assembly; succinate metabolic process. NCBI's taxonomy places the organism in Eukaryota, Fungi, Ascomycota, Eurotiomycetes, Eurotiales, Aspergillaceae.
AUGCGUCUCGCCCACCGUCUCCUUAUGGCCACGCCGGCCUCGAUCAUUUCCAAGUCCAGCCUCAGCGAGGCCCUCGCCCUUCUCCCGCCGCUGCAGCUGUACCGCCGCCUCUUGCGCGUCCACCGCAAACUUGACCCGGAAAUGCGUGUGCUGGGUGAUUCCUACGUCAAGAAGGAGUUUCGGGCGCACCGGAAUGCGGAGAAUCCGCUGCAUAUUAUCGGAUUUUUGACCGAGUGGCAGCUCUAUGCGCAGAAGCUGGAGGGUGAUAACUGGGCUGGGGAGAAGUUGGACAAGUCGAAGCUGGACAAGCUGAGUGAUCAACAAUUAGGGCAGCUUUUCGAGCUGAUGCAGGCAAUUCGGAACCCGGAAAACAAUGGUGAAGGCGAGGGUCAAUAA